AUGGCCGAUCCCAAGCUGUCAAAGAUACCGGCCUGGCAACAUGCGCAAUACGAGAAGGAAAAGGAUGCACAGGAAAAAGAUGCGCCGGGAAAUAGCAACUCUCAGGAUGUCGAUACGACGACAGAAGUUACCCUCGACCAAGCCCGAAAGUUUCUGAAGGACGAGAUGGUUCAAAACUCAAGUAUAGAGAAAAAAAGGGAAUUCCUUAAGGGAAAGGGACUUGACGAUACUCAAAUCCAACAAUUAUUAGAUGAAGUCGAGCAAGAUGCACAGGCUCCGAUCCUACCUACGACUAAUGAAUCCAACGCCGAGGCAAAUGAGAAACAGACUGCAGAAGAAAGUAGAGAUGUCGAGAAGAUUAUCCAAGCAACUUCAUCAUCGACAAGCAACCUAACACCAAUCAUAACCUACCCAGAGUUCCUAACCACCGCGCCUAAACCAGAACCUCUCAUCACACCCUCCCGUCUCGCCAACAUCCUCACCGUCUCCGGCAGUAUAUGGGCACUACUCUACGGCACCGCACGUUUCGCCAUCAACCCCAUGAUCGGCAACCUAAACGAUGCGCGGGCCGACUACUACGCACACGUAAGCGAGAAGCUAGGGCAGCUAGUAGAGAAGCUCGAGGACACCGCCAGCGAAGUCCCGUAUCACAACGGCAAGCUGUUGAAGUCGAGGCCGGAUGAAGGCUCCUACGCAGACGACGAGAGCACCUUCAGCGACCCCACCGAGCUCUUCCACCGAGACAUCGGCACGCAGACGUCGCCCGUGAUGAUGAACCAGGAGUUCGGGUCCAGCACGAACAGCCUAGCCGACAAGCCCAUCGACUCCCAAGCCCGCCGCCUCACCGCCCUCCGCGCUUCCCUGCGCGAGAUAAGCGAUAUGCACGUGCGCCACGCCGAAAGCGCCGCGGAUCUGAACUCCCUCCUGCGGGAGGUCCGCGACGAAGUCGACAAGAUAGGCCUUCCGCCCAUGCUGGACUUUUCCUCGAUUCACGGCGGGUUGGGCUACGGCCGGAGCACGGAGCCCGCAGACGAGGUGAAGAAGACCAAGGAUGCGAUUCGCAGCGUCAAGGGCAUGUUCUUGAGCUCGAGAAGCUUCCCUACUACGACGACACGAUAA
Messenger RNA from Daldinia childiae, 1119 nucleotides. RefSeq lists its product as uncharacterized. Lineage: Eukaryota; Fungi; Ascomycota; Sordariomycetes; Xylariales; Hypoxylaceae. The coding region runs from base 1 to 1119 and encodes 372 amino acids. The record is from RefSeq and is a predicted model, not a curated record. The transcript has a single exon. Gene Ontology annotation, cellular component: peroxisomal importomer complex; peroxisomal membrane. Gene Ontology annotation, biological process: protein import into peroxisome matrix, docking. Gene Ontology annotation, molecular function: signaling receptor binding.